Sesamum indicum (sesame) is the source of this 527-nucleotide messenger RNA. RefSeq names its product ATP synthase small subunit 6, mitochondrial. NCBI's taxonomy places the organism in Eukaryota, Viridiplantae, Streptophyta, Magnoliopsida, Lamiales, Pedaliaceae. The record is from RefSeq and is a predicted model, not a curated record.
UUUCCUUUCACUUUGAAUACUCGCUGAGAAUUUGAGAGAGAAACAAGAGAGAGAGAGAGAGAGAGACAGCAGCAGCAACCAGAGGACGGUGAAAUGAGGAAAUUCGAUCCAUGGCCUGUGUUCUUCAGAAGAGAGUGGAACCGUAAUUGGCCUUUCCUUGUCGGAUUUGCCAUUACUGGAACCAUCAUUACCAAGUUCUCACUUGGCCUCACGGAGGAGGACGCGAAGAACUCUCCCUUCGUGCAGAGGCACCACCGAAAAUCUGAAGUAUGCUGAUUUUUCAAUGUGGUAAUGACCGAUUGAUGAAAAUAUGAACCUGAGUGUCUGGUCAACUAAGAGGCCUACAUGUGGAGAUAGAUCUUUCAUUUUUGCUUCCUGUUGCUUUAAUAUCAGUUAUGAUGAUUGUGCUGAUUACAUAAAAUAUUUUAAACUUCCUCGGUGGAAUUUAGAAUUUGUGUAUCUGUUCUGAGAGGAUGGUACUUGAAAAGAAAUAAUGAGAACAUGUGGUGAAUUCACAGCAUUUUCUA